Messenger RNA from Lingula anatina, 3555 nucleotides. RefSeq names its product dynein axonemal heavy chain 6. Gene Ontology annotation, molecular function: dynein intermediate chain binding; dynein light intermediate chain binding; minus-end-directed microtubule motor activity. Gene Ontology annotation, biological process: microtubule-based movement. Gene Ontology annotation, cellular component: dynein complex. The record is from RefSeq and is a predicted model, not a curated record. Lineage: Eukaryota; Metazoa; Brachiopoda; Lingulata; Lingulida; Lingulidae.
UACAUGACCACAUCAAUGGGUAACCCCCACUACCUACCUGCUGUCUGCAUCCAGGUCACUAUCAUCAACUUCACGGUCACUUUUGACGGUCUCCAGGAACAGCUUCUGUCCAUGGUGGUCAAACAGGAACGUCCUCAGCUAGAGAGCCAGAGAAGUGAGCUACUGUCCAGUAUCGCCCAUGACUUGCAACUACUGAGAGACUUGGAGGAUAAGUCCCUGAGUUUACUGCAGAAAUCUCAAGGCCAUAUCCUAGAUGACCAAGACCUAGUGGACACCCUGAAGAAAAGUAAAGUGACCAGUGGUGAAAUAUCUCAGAGAGUCCAGCAAUCAGAGGAGACAGAGAAGAGUUUGAAUAAAGCCAGACUCAAGUAUUUACCUGUAGCCACCAGGGGCGCUGUGCUCUACUUUGCCCUCUCUGACCUUGCCUCCGUGGACGUCAUGUACCAGUUCUCCCUGCCCUGGUUCCAGAACAUGUUCAUCACCUGUAUCAGCACCCCUGAGGACCGCCCGUCCUCGGCCGACAGAGCCAGCAGUCACCUGCGUGGCACCCUACGCCCCUCAAGCAGAGGCAGCCCCGACCUGGCCCCCCAAAAGACAGAAAAAGACCCUCCUCUCAGACCCUCGGCUCACGACCUAAACAAACACAUGAAGCAGAUGAUUGACAGGCUGACGUACAGCGUUUACCGGGCAGUAUCGGUGGGACUUUUCUCCAAUCACCAGCUGAUGUUUUCUUUUAUGCUGAACACCAGUGUGAUGCGGUCCAAUGCUAAGUAUGGAGACAUAGUGAGCCAGAUUGGUGUGAUAGAAGACACAGAGUGGAUGGUGUUCUUACAGGGCUCAGUACUGGCCAGUAUGAUGGAUGAAGACACUCUACAGGCUCAUGAUGGUCUGAGUGCCAUGCAGCGUCUAGAGUCCCAGUCCCAGGGGGUGGUAUUUCAGAGACCGAGAUGGGUCACGCCCUCUAUGUGGAGAGAGUGUCAGUACAUGGAGGCCACUAUGCCUGUGUUUGACCACCUGCUCCGUAGCGUUAUGAGUAACAGGGUACAGUGGGAGUUGUUCGCCAGGACGGAGGACCCCUAUCAUAUCAUGGAGGCUGCCUUUGAUCCUGCUGUCAUUGCACAAGGUGAAGAAAACAUCAACCACAUGUACAAGGAAAUAUUCCACUGGGAAAAUCUAAGCAGGUUUCAGAGACUAAUACUUAUUAAAACACUAAGACCUGAAACCUUGGUAGCAUCUGUCCGCAUGUUUGUCAAUGACCAGAUGGGGUCCAAGUUCCUGUCCACUGGCGCCUUUGAUCUCAGAGAGGUGUUUGAGGAAUCGUCUGCUAAGACUCCACUCAUCUUUAUACUGUCUCCAGGCUCAGACCCCGGGGGUCAGCUACUGAGGUUUGCUAAAGAACUGAGGGGGAGUACCCUGCAUCUGGACAUGAUCUCCCUGGGGAGGGGGCAGGGCCCCAAGGCAGAGGAACUCAUCUCCAAGGCUCAGAUCUUGAAGGGAAGAUGGGUGUUCUUGCAGAAUUGCCAUCUUGCAGCUUCCUGGAUGCCUAAACUACAGGAAAUAGUGGACAAUUUCAACAAGCCAAAAGCUGAUGUGGAUCCCCAGUUCCGUCUGUGGUUGAGUUCCAAACCAGACCCCUCCUUCCCCAUCUCUAUACUACAGACUGGGUUCAAGAUGACUGUGGAGUCUCCACAAGGUCUGAAAGCCAACCUAGCCCGGUCAUUUGGCACUGGCGGAACAGGUGCUGUUAGUGAGAAACUGUACGAUGACGUGGACAAGGAGGCGUCAUGGCGGAACCUGUUGUUUGGUCUGUGUUUCUUUAAUGCUGUGAUACACGAAAGGAAGAAAUAUGGAGCCUUGGGGUGGAAUAUUCCAUAUGAGUUUAAUGAUUCUGAUUUAGAGGUGUCAAUUCUUCAACUGGACCUGCUGCUGGGGAUGGAGGGGGAGGGGUUGCCCUGGGCCGCCCUGCGUUAUUUGACCGGAGAGGUCACUUAUGGUGGGAGAGUGACAGAUGACUGGGACAGACGAUGUCUACACAGUCUUCUACGCAGAUUCUACUGUGCUGAGGCCCUGGAACCUGGAUAUACAUAUUCACCAGAUGAGGUGUACCACCCUCUGCCUCCCAGCUUUACCUUCUCAGAGGUGAAGCAGUACAUCGAUGGCCUCCCCCCUGUGGACUCCCCCGAGGUGUUUGGGAUGAACCAGAAUGCCGAGAAAGCUUACCUGGAGAGUCAGGCCAAAGAACUGGUGGACACCAUUAUAAGUCUACAGCCCAGGCUGUCUGGAGGGAUGAUAGGGUCCAACAAGAGUAGUGAUGAGCUUGUCCUAGAGAUGGCAGCAGAUAUCAUGAGGAGCCUGCCAGAGACAAUGGAGGACGUGGAAGAGGAAGAGGAGGAGAAGCAGACGUCAACCAGCAAGAGAGAUAUGUUUCAUUGUUUGUCUGAUGUCUUCAAAGUGGCUGCAGUGCCAGGAGAAAAACGAGCAAGAAGCCACGCCCCCACCCCAGUGGCAGACGGCCCCUCUCACCCAGAGCUGGAGGCCCUGCAGCCAAUCUUCCAGUCUGCUCUGGUCACUGUCCUGCGCCAGGAGAUCGACAGGUUCAACAACCUCCUUGAAAUCAUCCACAAGUCCCUGCGCGAGCUGUGCCGUGCCGUUAAGGGCGAGAUUGUGAUGUCAGAGCCACUAGAGGAGGCUUAUAACGCCAUGUUGACACAGAAAGUACCAGCUCAGUGGAAGCAAGCUGCCUAUGAAAGUUGUAAACCUCUGGGCUCCUGGGUGAAGGAUUUAAUCCAGAGGGUGGACUUCUUUGCCAGUUGGUCAGACCUUGUAGUAGAAGCUGCUAACAGGGUGGUCAGACCCCCUCCUCCCCCACAGCCCAUGUCCAGGGGGCAAACACAGGUGGAUGCCCAUGACCUCAUCAAGACAGAGGCCAGAGAGACUCCCAGGAGCUUCUGGUUGCCUGGUUUCUUCUUCCCUCAAGGUUUCCUAACUGGAGUCUUCCAGAAUCACGCCAGGAAGCAGGGAGUGUCUGUGGAUUCCUUGAUGUUCCAGUUUGAGGUGAUCAACACCAACCCACAUGAUAACGAGGAGAGCCUGAAUGAUGUGAAGCAGAAGAUUCCUGUCAGGGACUGGGGGUUUAAGGGUCCUCCUCCACCAAAGGAAGGGGUUCUUGUGUUUGGAUUGUACCUGGAUGGUGCCAGGUGGGACCCUAGCAACCACUCGGUGAUGGACUCUCUGCCAGGACAGAGGUUCUGUAGACUGCCAGAGAUACAUUUUCUACCUGCUCAGAUCUCCACUACAGUUCCUGUUCAACAGACUGACUCACCAGUCGACAAUGCCUUCAAAACGAAAGAGGAAGAUCCUGAGAAGAAAUCCUACGAAUGUCCACUGUAUCGUACCUCAGCCAGGGCGGGAACUCUGUCCUCAACUGGUCACUCCACAAACUUUGUGACCACCGUCCAUCUCCCCACAGACCACUCCCCAGAAUUCUGGGUAACCAGGGGGGUGGCUCUUCUCUGUCAACUAGAUGAUUAAUAUAAGUGCCACCAAAAUGAUGAA